UGCAGCAGCUCUCGCGUUCUGCAGGCCAGGGGAAACAGGCUCUAGUGAGACCGCUGCCUUUCAGCCAGAUCUGUCGGUAACUAUUUACGGCUGAAAUGCUGUUUGGGCACUACAGCUGCAGCACCGCGGGAACACGGCUGCGCGCCCCGGGCCCGCCGCAAGCUCCGGGGGCUGGGUGGGGCGGAGGGGCCGUUAGCCCUGGGGCCGGCCUGCUUUCCCUUCCCCGGCUGUCCCGCCCGCGGACUCCCGGUCUCUGUCUCCCGGCAGGCUCGGCUCGGAGGAGGAGCGAGAGCCCGGGCGGCGGGAGAGGCCCGUCAGCGAGCGGCGGGGCGGGGCGGCCGGCGGGCAGCGCCAAGGCGGCGGCCAUUGCGGGAGGCCGCGGCCCUGCCUGCCGCCGGGCCUGAGGACCGCCGCGCCCCCGCCGCGGAGCUGCAGCUCGGUGGGUGCUGACUCCGUGCUUUGACCGAUCGGGCACCGGGCGGGGUGUGCGGGGCUGAGGGGGGGAGGAGGGCGGCGGCCGAUGGGCCCGGUCUGUUCCCGCUGGCGCGUCCGGAGCGGCGUUGCGUGUGCGGCGGGCCCCGGCAGUGGUGUGUGGGGCUGCCCCGCCGUCCUGCUCCCCUUCUCUGGGCAUCCACGUCUUAGCGGGUUAGUAAGCGUUGUUUCUGUCUCUGUGCAAACUGGAAUUAGCCCACAACGGGUAUAUGUGGGCUUAGUAGGUCUUUUUAACAAACCGCCUGCAAAGCUGGGUGUUUGUGUGUUAUCUAGCGUCCUUUUUUAAAAAUUAAAUUUUUUUCUCAACAAAGAGAGAGCAGAAACAAUAAAAACCAAGUUAAAGUGUAUUUGUCUCCGUGUCAAGUUCCUGUGUGACUGAAAUUGCGGCCUUUCUCUGAGAAGGACCUCCUGGCUCUGUGGAGCUGGCUUGUUAUGAAGCUUUAUUUUUGAGCCAAGUGGAAGAAUCCUGUGAGGAGGGUUGGCAAUAGAAAGGCUGGAUGAUCCCCACCGUUUUAAGCCAUACAAGAAGAUGCUUAAGUGUUGAACACACUGGUACUGAUGUCGUACUAGUUUGGCUCCUCUACUUCAAAUCAGCAUGUCGAAGAAAUCAGAGGCUCCGCUUUCCUUGUCCGAUUGCCUCUGCCAAAUUUGCAUGGAGAUCUUUGUGGAGCCCGUGACGCUGCCAUGCAACCAUACGCUCUGUAACUCUUGCUUCCAGCUGACCGUUGAAAAGGCCAGUCUUUGUUGCCCUUUUUGUCGGCGUCGAGUCUCUUCUUGGGCACGAUAUAACGCCCGCAGAAAUACUCUUAUCAACUGGGAACUCUGGGAAAAGAUUCAGAAGAACUACCCGAAGGAGUGUGAGCGUAGAAUUAACGGACAGGAUUUGGAAGAGGAAAUAUGUGUCCCCCAUCCACAACAUCAGCUGAGCAAGCCUGGGGAACUGAGGCAGGAAUAUGAAGCUGAGAUUAGCAAGGUGGAGGCAGAAAGGCGAGCACAUGAACAAGAGGAGAACAAGGCAAGCGAGGAAUACAUUCAGCGGCUUCUAGCAGAAGAGGAGGAGGAACGCAGGUUGGCAGAAGAGAGACGGAGGGAGAUGGAGAAACAGCUGAAGCAAGAUGAAGAGUUGGCCUGGCAGCUGAGUAACAGUCUGAAUGAGGAUUCCAAAGGACACAUGCUCAGCAGUCCUUCACCAGCAGGCAGUCUCUCAUCUGAAACAUCCCCGACUAAUUUGUGCAAGGUGAAGAACAAACCAAGCAACUCUGGAGACAUUCAGAAGUAUCUGUCUCCAAAGCUUCAUCAUACGUUGGGAUCAGCAUCAUUCUCUAGAACAACAGAAAGAGGCAGGAGUGACUCUGGCUCUGUGGACGUCAACAGCAAUGAGGGCAGCAGUUCUGCGUGGCAAGAUGAGCAAGAGGAAAUGCCAACACUGUCUCCACAGCUGACUGGUAUGGUUAAAGAUUCCAGUGCUAAGGAUUUGUUUUUGGAAUCGUGCAUGAAGUAUUUCAGUGCCUCAGCUUCAGGGGAAACCACCGCUGUCAAGCAGGAAAAAGCACCAGGACCAAAUUGUCUAGGAGACGAAGCUCCAGAUGUGCUUUGUGACAUGACAAAAGGGGAAGGGUCUAAAACAGUCCUUCAUAGAUCCGAAGGAGAUGGUGAUGGAAUUGAGUCAGACAGUGGCAGUUUAACACAUGUAGAAAGCAUAAACCUUGAAAACUCCGCUAAAACUUGUACCUCUGCUCAGUCAGCAACAAAUUCUGUGAUGUCUGACAGCACAAGUGUACUGCGUGAUCUCGUGAAGGUGGCUAGACACUCAGAUGAAGAGAAACCAGAGAGAUUGCAGAACACUAAGGAGACACCAAAAAGAAAGUCGGUGGAGCCACCAGUUGAAGCAGUGGUUGACUCAUGCGUGCUUGAUAAGAGGAGAAGAACUUUUCCAGAAAGUGUAGAGGACCAAGAGGAGCAGAUAAAUUAUUUCAACUUGCAAAUGCAGAAAGCCUUUGAGCAGGAGCUCUAUGAAAGGCGUAUGCAGGAGGAGCAGGACAGGCUUCUGGCUCUGCAGCUACAAAAACAGAUCAACAAGGAGGAAAGGACACUUAAUCGACAAAAGGGUUCUCCAGAUGAGUACCAUCUUCGCACCAAACCACCUCAGUCUGUGAAAGACUCCCCUGCUAGAAAGGGAAGUUCUAAGAUAGCAAAAGACUCAAAAGUUCCAAAAAAACAGGCUGAAACAAAUCACCGCAAAACUCGGAGAGGUUCUUGCAAUGAAAACUGGCAGUCCCCUACCAGAGUCCGAAUGAAAUCACCUAGCAUCAAGGGAGGAAAAGUUUUGAAUUGUGUGGUUAAUACCAGUGACUCAAAUGAUAUUUGUUCACUGCCUAAGAAUAAGCAAAAGACGAUCCUUCAGAUGUUUAAAAGCUCUGUUGCAGAGUAGAUCAACAGCAGCACAGACACAUGGUGGAAUGAGAAUUAAAACCAUGGUAAUGCUUUCUCCUGUGUUAGGCAAAGCUUCCUGUAAACAGUUUUAAAGUUGUUGGUUUUGAGGGGGAUUGCUUUGAGUCACAAAGUUGUGUAUUCUGAGAAGUUUUAAUAAUGUAUGCCCCCAGACUGAAAAAUUUUAAUUGAUUGUUUCUUGACUACAGCUUAUUUUCUAGCACUUGCAUUUACAUAAUUUUGGUUUUGAACACUAAUAGUAUUCACAUUCAAAAAUAACUGAUGGUCUUAUCUUAAAAUGAGAAUUCAGAGCCUUUUGCGGAAAGGAUGCGCAUUCCAUGAAGGAAACAAGCAAAAAAAUGAGUCUGUUUCCAGUUGUCUGCCCACUGCAAGGUUGAGGCUUCACUCGGCCCAACCACUGUUCUGUUUGCCUAAAUCCCAGUUUAUUUGUUUCAGUUAACUUGUUGAAUUGCAUUGUUCACACGACAGCUAACAGGAGUAUAACUGGACAGCUAGUCUUGCAGACAUGCUCUUUCCCUCUCAUAUACUAUCCUCUUUCUUAGACAAAGAGGGAAAAAACAGGUCAUUCUCCCACUGUCAAAGCCAAGGCUUGCUCAUAGAUGCCAGCAGUAGAAGUGGUUGUGGGCCGUAUUUACCUCUGUUCAGAGGUCACUUCUGCAGAUCUGACUCUUGCUGUCAUUAGGAAAAAAGAUACUUUUGUUUUCUUAUUGCUAGUGUUCUGCAACUUUAUUCUUGUAUGAGAAUAUUACCUAUCUUUAGUGCUAUUUAAUUUUCAUACUCAAACUGGUUUGAGUCUGAUUAAAAACAUGUAAUAUUAAAAAAAUAGUCCAGAAGACAGUUAUGAUGGAGAAAGUUAAACCAAAAGGGGGAAAAGGAACUGAAAACUGACGUAAGUAUAAUUAAAGAUUCACAUAACUACCAUACCUGGCUGUUACUGUUUCUCCCCCAUUUUUAGAGGGACUACCAAAUACUGUCUUCCAGUUGGGUUUAAAACUAACUUCAUUCAAAAGAAUUACAAUUUAAACAUGUGGGGAAGCUGAGGCCUGUAGGAAGUUGAGGCUGGUGAAGAGUUGACCAGCUGCUCCUCAGCAGAAGUAUUCUUGCUAGAUUGUUUUAUCUGUUGCUAUUAUGAAACCAUCUUUUGGCCUUUCUUUGCUUGUAAUGAGAUACUUUUCCACUGUACAUGUUUGAAAGACAGCAAAGCACCAAUCCACAUUGCUGACGUGGGUGUGCUGAUCAGCAAAGUUUGCAGAUGUUUUAAACAUCUACUUCUUUUGAACUCGUUGAUCUACAGACUAACUUGGUUCUGAGAAAUUUGUAACAAAAUACUUCAAAGCAGUAUCUUCUGAAGUUUUAAGUUUUAAAAAAAAGCAAACAAAACCCAACCUGAAAUUUUAUUGAAAGCACGAGCAGCACACCAAUCCAAAAAUGUGAAUUGUUUUUCUUUGCCUGCAUGUCUCUAUUAAUGGUAGGUUUCUUAUAAAUAAAUGAUUUAUUCUAAGAUGCUUUUUGAGAAAGUUACAACAGGUGACCCGUUGCAAAUCAUUGACUGUUCCUCUUGCUGCCUCAACUAUUAUGCUGGGAGCCUUCCUUGAGUAUAGAUGUUUCUGUUUAAUCCUUACUUUUGUUUGGGUUGUUUUCUGUCUUACCCAUGCAGUCGAAUAUAAGCCUUCAUUAAUUAAAGUGUUCUUUAAGGCA
Grus americana (Whooping crane) is the source of this 4641-nucleotide messenger RNA. RefSeq names its product ring finger protein 168 (gene RNF168). Gene Ontology annotation, biological process: double-strand break repair; protein ubiquitination. NCBI's taxonomy places the organism in Eukaryota, Metazoa, Chordata, Aves, Gruiformes, Gruidae. The transcript has 8 exons. Bases 1088 to 2923 code for a protein of 611 amino acids. The record is from RefSeq and is a predicted model, not a curated record. Gene Ontology annotation, cellular component: site of double-strand break; nucleus. Gene Ontology annotation, molecular function: ubiquitin-protein transferase activity; nucleosome binding; metal ion binding.